AUGGCCGCAUCGUGGCACUCCCAGCGACCUGGAAGCUAUUUUCAAUCCGGAGAAGACGCUCCAGCUCUUGCUGUGGAGGGUGUCCAGCCCGCUCUUUGCCAGCCCACGCGCAGUCACCUGUUCUGUGCCCGUUUCGCCUCUGUCAGACUCCAACGUAUUCGCAGGGAGAUCCCCGCUGUCUCCUUCGGCCGCCGUUCUUCCAUGCAUACCAAGGACGCCCGAGGAGACACGUGGCCCGUGCCUCGCCGCAACCAAGCUACCACAUUAACUCGCGAGCCCUCUACAGUUACGACAGCACACCAACACACCCUGCUCUUCUCCGAGCUCUUGAGCCUUCUAAUAUCUUUGUACGGCACAAUGAUGUACUUCUUGGUAUUCGCGACCCUCAUCUUCUCCACGCCUGCCUACCUGGUGUGUGAUCUAGCAAACUGCCAACUGACAGCUGUCACUAUCUCCAGCACGGAUGACUGCAUCGCGUCCCUGAACCAUAGUAUUUUCCUCAGGAGCAACGGCGUACAGCUCACCAGAGCAAACCCCCGGCACGAGACCCCGCAUCCCCGUAUUACUAGGCUCAACACCUCUCCAUCCUCGGGAUGGAGAAGCCCCAACUUGCGGUGA
Messenger RNA from Mytilinidion resinicola, 618 nucleotides. RefSeq lists its product as uncharacterized. The record is from RefSeq and is a predicted model, not a curated record. The coding region runs from base 1 to 618 and encodes 205 amino acids. The transcript has a single exon. Lineage: Eukaryota; Fungi; Ascomycota; Dothideomycetes; Mytilinidiales; Mytilinidiaceae.